UCUCCCACGUCUCGCGUUUCCGAAGUACUUAACUCUUUCUCGCGCUAGGAGUGAUCUCAUCCCCUUCUCCUUCUCCUUGCCCCAUAUUAAAAUCUCUGCAAUCUCGCGCAGAGAGAGAGAGAGUGAGUAGAGAGAACGAGCGAGCGAGCGAGGAUGGCUACCACCCUCAAUUCCUUCCUCUAUGGCACCCAAUUCCGACACCCUCGUGCCGCUCUGCCCUUUUCUUCACCCUCCUCGAGUUUCAGAAGAUCUCGCCCUUAUCUCCUUCCUCUAGCUCUUGCCCAAGAUGUCACUCCUCCGCCAACGCCGCCACCCAUGGAGACCACCACCAUUCAGCAGCAGCAACAGCUGACGAGCACCGCCUCGCCCUUCUCUCAGUCCCUCCUCGUCGCCCCUAAACCGCAGUCCCAGUCUCCUGCCUCCGACAUCCCCGACGGUUCUCAAUGGCGCUACAGCGAGUUCCUCAAUGCCGUCAAGAAGGGCAAGGUGGAGCGCGUUCGCUUCAGCAAAGACGGCUCCGCGCUUCAGCUCACCGCCGUGGACGGUCGCCGCGCCACCGUCGUGGUCCCCAACGACCCCGACCUGAUUGACAUCCUCGCGAUGAACGGUGUCGACAUCUCCGUCUCUGAGGGUGAAUCCGGAAACGGCCUCCUUAAUUUCAUCGGUAACCUCCUCUUCCCGCUGCUCGCCUUCGGCGGCCUAUUCCUCCUCUUCCGCCGGGCGCAGGGUGGCCCUGGUGGCCCCGGCGGGCUCGGCGGCCCGAUGGACUUCGGCCGGUCGAAGUCCAAGUUCCAGGAAGUGCCGGAGACCGGCGUCACCUUCGCCGACGUAGCGGGCGCCGACCAGGCGAAGCUCGAGCUCCAGGAGGUAGUGGAUUUUCUCAAGAACCCAGAUAAGUACACCGCUCUCGGGGCCAAGAUCCCCAAGGGCUGCCUCCUUGUCGGUCCGCCCGGCACCGGUAAGACCCUCCUUGCGAGGGCCGUCGCGGGGGAGGCUGGCGUCCCUUUCUUCUCCUGCGCUGCUUCUGAAUUCGUUGAGCUAUUCGUUGGUGUCGGUGCUUCGAGAGUCAGGGACCUCUUCGAGAAGGCGAAGUCCAAGGCUCCCUGCAUCGUCUUCAUUGAUGAGAUUGAUGCUGUUGGGAGGCAGCGAGGGGCAGGGCUUGGCGGUGGGAAUGACGAGAGGGAGCAAACGAUCAAUCAAUUGCUCACGGAGAUGGAUGGGUUCUCAGGGAACAGUGGAGUCAUCGUCCUCGCUGCGACAAAUAGGCCGGACGUCCUCGACGCGGCAUUGCUCAGGCCGGGGAGGUUUGAUCGACAGGUCACCGUCGAUAGGCCUGAUGUUGCAGGGAGAGUGAAGAUCCUUCAGGUACACUCAAGAGGCAAAGCUCUUGCAAAGGAUGUGGACUUUGAGAAAAUUGCGAGGAGGACACCAGGAUUCACAGGCGCUGAUCUGCAAAACCUUAUGAAUGAAGCUGCCAUUCUUGCAGCACGACGUGAUCUUAAGGAGAUAAGCAAAGAUGAAAUUUCUGAUGCUUUGGAGAGGAUAAUUGCUGGACCUGAGAAGAAAAAUGCUGUGGUUUCUGAUGAAAAGAAGAAGCUCGUGGCAUAUCAUGAAGCUGGUCAUGCAUUAGUUGGUGCUCUUAUGCCUGAAUAUGAUCCUGUUGCAAAGAUUUCGAUCAUUCCUCGUGGCCAAGCUGGUGGAUUGACAUUCUUUGCUCCAAGUGAAGAACGCCUCGAGUCUGGACUCUACAGCAGGAGCUACCUGGAGAAUCAAAUGGCAGUUGCCCUUGGUGGGAGAGUGGCAGAGGAGGUCAUAUUCGGGAAGGAGAACGUAACUACAGGAGCAUCAAAUGACUUCAUGCAAGUAUCCAGGGUGGCGAGGCAGAUGGUUGAGAGAUUCGGGUUCAGUAAAAAAAUUGGGCAGGUUGCUAUCGGAGGACCUGGUGGGAACCCUUUCUUGGGACAGCAGAUGUCUUCUCAGAAAGACUACUCCAUGGCAACUGCGGAUAUUGUUGAUGCAGAGGUCAGGGAGCUUGUAGAGAGAGCAUAUACCAGAGCGCAGCAGAUCAUCACAACUCAUAUAGACAUUCUCCACAAGCUCGCACAACUUCUGAUAGAAAAGGAGACUGUUGAUGGAGAGGAAUUCAUGAGCCUUUUCAUAGAUGGCAAGGCUGAACUGUUCGUUGCUUGAGUUAAAUUUAGUUUUAGUCACAUGUACCAUAUACGUUCAGUUGUAUUGCUCUACACGAAUGGAAAAUGCACUGCAUUAAGGGGAAAACCAGCCUCGUCUAUUUUA
This is a messenger RNA of Nymphaea colorata (pocket water lily), 2295 nucleotides long. Its product is annotated as ATP-dependent zinc metalloprotease FTSH, chloroplastic-like. The coding region runs from base 154 to 2190 and encodes 678 amino acids. Lineage: Eukaryota; Viridiplantae; Streptophyta; Magnoliopsida; Nymphaeales; Nymphaeaceae. Gene Ontology annotation, biological process: proteolysis. The record is from RefSeq and is a predicted model, not a curated record. Gene Ontology annotation, molecular function: metalloendopeptidase activity; ATP binding; ATP-dependent peptidase activity. Gene Ontology annotation, cellular component: membrane; chloroplast thylakoid. The transcript has 5 exons.